CCUACCAAUCAACACCAUAAUGACCAUAUCUGGACAUCCAACAUUUUGCGCAAUCGCAAUGGAAUCUGGCGUUUGCUGCAUCCAAGCACGCCUUAUUCGACCUUGGGGAAGCUUCGUUUCCUACAAGUUCCCGUGCUUCUCCUCACUUAACCCAAGUCGUCUGUUCCACGAGGUACCAUAUAAAGGACGCAUAAAUGGGCCUCUAGAUUGUGCAAUGGUACAGACGCAACCUUCUUUUCAUCCAGAUCAGCCAAAUUCGCAUUUUUGCAGGGUCUACUGACUUCGGCGUCAUGGCUUCGCUGCUUAGUCGACUCCGGCGAAGAAGUCCCACUCCAGAACAGGAGGCAGAUUCAAUUGCAACAACAGGGACGAAUGAGCCAGCCACAGAAAUUGUUUUAGAGGUAACUAAGCCUCAAGACAAAGGUCAGGCUCGUGAUGAUGAGAAACAUGACGAUUCCACUGGAGUGUCUGGGUCUAGCGAUAUCGACGACGAGGCAGACCUUCCCGACGAUGUACGCGAACUUCCUAGGAUCGUUCGUAAUAUUGUCAGUCUGGAGGAUGAUCCAAAUGCUCCGACGAUAACCUUCAGAUACUUUGUUCUCUGCUUCAUCUUUGUUCCUCCUGGUGCUAUCUUGUAUCAAAUGGGCAUCUACCGUACCACAUCUGCUGUUUACCCAGUGCUCUUCGUCCAAGUCGCUUCACACUACGUCGGCCAUUGGCUUGCGGAGAUCUUGCCCAAGACUACGAUUCGCAUUCCCUUUACAAAAUUCGAGUUCAGUCUCAAUCCAGGGCCAUGGCAUAUCAAAGAAAAUGUGCUCGUUACCGUUACCGCUGCCUCAGGGGCCACCUCUAACGCGGCAUGGGCGUGUAUUUCGCUAGCUCAGCUCUACUACAAUACCAAAAUUCCAGCUGCAGCAUGCAUUUUCUUCAUGUGGGCCAUUGUCUACAUCGGAUAUGCUAUGGCGGCACUUGCACGGCAGCUUUUGCUCUAUGACCCGAUCUACACUUGGCCGUACUCGCUCAUGCAGACUGCUGUCUUCGAAACGCUGCGUAAGUCUGCUCGUGAUUCCUGGAUCGCUCGGAAACAAAAAUACGCCUUCUUCGGUGCAUUGGGAUUCAUCAUAGUCUGGCAGUUUCUCCCUGAAUAUGUUUUCCCCCUGCUGAGCUCGCUCUCGUUCCUCUGCUGGGUUGCACCGCGAAAUCCUACCGCGAACUUUCUCGGUGCCGGUAUUGGCGGAAUGGGCUUCCUCAAUCUUAGUCUCGACUGGGCGAACAUCUCAAAUCAAUCGCUUACCAGUCCGAUGGUCGUUCCAUUUUGGACCACUGUUGUUUUGACCGUGGCCUUCGUAUUCAACAGCUGGAUUCUGCUCCCAGCAGCGAAAUGGGGAAACCUUGGAGAAUACAAGUUGAAUUUGAUGAGCAAUCGGGUUUUUCUUGAAAACGGCACACGGUACCCAGCGGCGCAGCUGAUGACUGCCGAUCUGCAAUUCAACGAGACCGCUUAUGCUGAGCUGGGACCAAUUUACAUGGGCACGCAGGCCAUCUGGAGUCUCUUCUUUGACUACUCGAGCUACAUCUCAGCAUUGACCUGGAUGCUUCUGUUUGGGUACCCUCAACUCAAAGCCACCUACCAAAAGCUCCGCAUGCGCGUAGUACACCGAGGGGCAGACAACAUUAACCACCUCUACACCGACCGACUCAACGUGUUACAGCGCUCAUACAAGGAGGUUCCGCUGUGGUGGUAUAUUGCUCUCUUUAUCGCCUCCUUUGUGACCAUCAUCACGAUCCUGGGCUGCGGCUAUUUCUUCAUUCCCAUUUGGACCUUCAUCGUUGCGAUCUUCUCUACAGGCGUCAUGAUCAUCCCAUUCUCCUGGCUAUACUCCUUCUCCUCUUUCCAGGUGCCCAUCGGUUCCUUUAACGAGCUCCUCUACGGCUUUAUGAUACAUGCCGUAAGCGGUCACCGACACCCAGCUGGUGCCAAUGCCUACGGCUCCAUCGCAGGAGACGUCUGGUACCGGGCGCAGUAUAUGCUGCAGGACCAAAAGAUUGGACACUACAUGCACGUACCUCCGCGAACAAUCUUCUUCUCCCAGAUCUUCGGCGAGCUGAUCGGUGUGCCCAUCAACUACGCUGUCAUCCAAUGGGUUCUCUCCGCAAAGAAAGACUACAUCCUCGGCAUCAAGAAAGACCCCUUGAACCAGUGGACCGGUCAAAGUCUGGCCAACUACAACACGAUGGGCGUCCAGUACGUCCUCAUCGGCCCAAAACGCCUCUUUGCCCAGCACAUGUACAAACCCCUUCCCUAUGCAUUCCUCUACGGCGCCUUGGCCCCUCUAGCCCUCUACAUCCUGCACCGUCUCUUCCCAAAGUCCAAGCUCAAGUUCCACCUGUGGAACGUGACAAUCUUUGGCGCCGGCGUCAGCCAGUUCUACGGAAACCUGUCCACAGGAUACAUCUCACGGUUCAUAGUGGGCUAUGUCUGCAUGUUCUGGUUCUACAGGCGUAGAUUCGAGACAUGGAAGAGGUACAAUUACAUCGUUGCCGCUGCCCUGGAUGCGGGAUUCAAUGUGGCCAUGUUGAUCAUGUUCAUCGCGUUCUCGAGUGGCAAGGUCGUGUCGAUGCCGAACUGGUGGGGAAAUAAUGCGGAAAGUGUCGAGAGGUGCUUUGUGCUGGAUGACUGAUAGGCCUUCUGCAAAAGGAAGUAUGUUAUCUUCCUCAGUGAGAGAUAUUGAAAUAUCUGAUAAUUUUUGUUCGCCUACCAGAAUGCGUAGUUAUUGG
Molecule: messenger RNA, 2778 nt
Organism: Aaosphaeria arxii CBS 175.79
Lineage: Eukaryota; Fungi; Ascomycota; Dothideomycetes; Pleosporales
Product: putative OPT oligopeptide transporter
Exons: 2
Coding region: 291-2681 (796 amino acids)
Biological process (GO): transmembrane transport
Molecular function (GO): oligopeptide transmembrane transporter activity
Source: RefSeq, a predicted model, not a curated record